GCAUUUUAAAAGUUCAUAGACGAAAAGCGGUUAUAGAAAUGUUUUUUUACAUCGCAUUUUGAUUCAUGAACGAUUAAAAUCUAUUAUGUAGCUAGCUUUAUGACAAUGAAUUAAAACAACAAGUGUUAAUUUAUUUUUUUGCAGUCGGUUUUUGAUUUAAUUGAUAAACUAAUACGGUCUUUGAUGUUUUACAAUAGAAGUUAUCUAUCGUGAACACCACGGUGUAAUGUUUAAUUUUUGUUCGUGUAGUCCACGAAACAUUAUCGUGAGGUCCACAAUUGUUAAAAAAGUACACAUUGUGGGCUAUUGUGGUUUGUGCGUAACAUGAAAUAAACACGAACCACGAUGUUAACAAACCUUUUCACAGUACUGUAAGUAAUUACGUAAUGGCCAAUGUGUGCGCAGAAAUGGAGGUAAAAAUGUAAACAAACCAAGCAAACACGGAGGAAAACGUUCAAAACAAACAGAAUCCACAAUAAAAACGUGGCAGAAAUUCAGAUUUCAACAUUUAUUCACUUUAUGUUUUAACCAUGCUAUACUUGCCCAAUUUUAUUUUAAUCGUUUUCGUUAAUCGUUUAACUAUAAUUUGAACCAUAACAUGUGCAUUAACGAAUGGUCCUUUGCAUGAGCACGAAUGAUGACAUAAACCCUCGUGAAUUGAGCAUUCAUCUCUUCAUUUUUCCAUUUUUGUAACUAUGAUUUUUCCAAGGACUAUUGGCUAUUCAUGAAUCCUAUAACACAGCAGUUAGUCGAUCUUUUUCCUUUUUUUCCGCUUUGCUAGCGUUGUGUUUUUCUGCACUGAUGUUUCGUUACCUCCAUUUCUGCGCACGUAUUUUUUUUAGAUAGCAUUACGUAAUGUUAUUUGAUGUGCGGGCAGGAAAAACACGGCACUAUGAUUGAGUGGAUUGUGUUUAAGAAUGUUAGAGCAAUAUUUUGCCAUUCUAUUUUGAUUUUAGUAAAUGUUUGUAAAUAGAUAAUAAAGGAAAGGUACUGGCCAAAUAUAAAAAUAUAAAUAUAUAUAAUAUAAAAAUGUACAAAACGUUAUUUGGUUGUGUUCUGUGGAUAUAAGUACAAAUAUUGAAAUGAAAAGAAAUGAGAAAUGAGAAACUUUGAUUGUGUUCACCAGCUAAUAUGGCAUUUUUACAAAAUGGAAAUAUUUUAAUAUGGAAGUUUAUUUCCUGCAGAUUUCUUUUAAACGAACUAUCUGUGAAGUGCACCAACCAAAUAUAAAAACUUUGAUCGCUUGGUAGAUCACCUGCAUGACGUAUUUUGUUUAGCCAAGCCAUUUUUAAAGAUUUAAACGUAAAUUCAUACAAAAAGCGAUUUAACGUAAGCUAUAGGUCUUAACAUAAACGUUCUCUGCGCUCGUUUAAACUUUCUGCACGAUGUGAUGUCAAUAUUUAUAAUCAGGUCCAGUCCUAAAUGAAAUCGCGACUGUCUGUUUUUUUAAGAGAAAAAAAUUGAAUAUGCAAAGGCCUGUACAGCAAUUUUAAAUAAGAAAAACAAGUGAAAUGUCAUCAAAAAGAAAAGAAAGGGACCAAAACCUAGAAGCCAAAUUAUCAGAGUUGAAACAAAAACAGGACACGUGGAUGAAGCAACGCUCACAGUCACUAUCGAGUUUUACAACUUCAACCCCAAUUAACAAUACUUCAAAAUCAUCAAGAGCUGAAGUGUUGUCAAAAAAAACUUCAGUUAAAAAUACUGCUCAAAAACACGAUGCUCUACUUUGGAAUACAGGAACUUCGAACUCUUACAAUGGAUUUGUUGUUCGCAAGAAGCCCUCAACACAUACACCAGGUAGUGAAACAAGUCGUUCAAAGCCAACCGUUUUAACUCAUUCAUCAUUAAGAAACUAUCCAUCAAGGCCAUCUUCAGCUAAAUCUGAUAAAUUUUUGAAGAGCAAGUCCAAGAAAAAAAUGAAUAACAACAGUCCUAGCACUGGAAACAGUGAAGAAAGCCUUGACCAAAAAAUGACAGGCUAUAUUUCGAGACUUGAUUUUGGUAAUUCAGAAUAUGACAGCACAAAAUAUGAGUUGGAAACGAACAUUACUAAGCGGGAAAAAGUUGACGGAACUUUUAAAACAGAAAUAAAAGAAGAGGUUAUGAAAAAUCAUUAUUGCAGUCUUUGCCAUCAACUAAUGCUUGGAAAAAGAAAUGCACCUUAUAUUUUGUAUCCAUGUGGACAUUCCUUUUGUCUAGCAUGUGUCUCAGGAGCAAAGUUUUGUCCAAGUUGUCAAUCAGUUGUUGCUGGUAUGCAAGAAAAUGCAAUGUUGUCAAAUGUUAUUCAAGAAUUUAAACUAGAGAAAGAAAGAGAGGAACUUCGAAGAAAAGAAGCAGAAACAGAAAAAUAUCUUAAAGAGUACAAAUCAUUGAGCACGCGGACUGAAGUGAUGGAAGCCGAAGCAACAUCAAUUAUUGAUUCUAUGGAAGAAAUCACUGUGGAAUUAGUGAAUAAAAAAGACUCAAUAAAAUCAAUUGAAGAAAAUGCUACAGCUAUAAAACAACAAAUUCAAACUUUACAAAAACAAUUGAAGUCUUUAGAAGAACAGCAUAACAUGGAGACGGAAACUGUAAAUAACUUAGAAAAAGAAUACGAAAACCAAAAGCACCAACUGUUAAUGGUUGAGAAGACCUUAAAAACACUUAAAAGCAGUCAGGACAGAGUGAAAGCAAUGAUUAAAAAUCUAUCACCUUCUCUUAUGAAAGGCUUGGAAGACUAGUGUUGCAUAAUCGCACCAUUCAAUAUGGUCUACAACUUAUCUUGCGUUACAUUAUGUUUAUAGAGGAACUAUGUUAUAUAUAAUAUGACUGCUGUAAGUGCAGAGACUUUCGCUAACAGAAACUUUUGUGAAUUUUAUGAAUUUUGACUAAAUUCGCAAAAGUUUAUG
Molecule: messenger RNA, 2888 nt
Organism: Hydractinia symbiolongicarpus
Lineage: Eukaryota; Metazoa; Cnidaria; Hydrozoa; Anthoathecata; Hydractiniidae
Product: E3 ubiquitin-protein ligase CHFR-like
Exons: 3
Coding region: 1512-2720 (402 amino acids)
Source: RefSeq, a predicted model, not a curated record